Sardina pilchardus (European sardine) is the source of this 3914-nucleotide messenger RNA. Its product is annotated as NACHT, LRR and PYD domains-containing protein 3-like. The coding region runs from base 116 to 3616 and encodes 1166 amino acids. Gene Ontology annotation, molecular function: protein binding. The record is from RefSeq and is a predicted model, not a curated record. Lineage: Eukaryota; Metazoa; Chordata; Actinopteri; Clupeiformes; Clupeidae. Gene Ontology annotation, biological process: intracellular signal transduction. The transcript has 12 exons.
AAUUUCUUCUAGGCCACGUUUUCCCUUUCUUCACCAACUUGGGAUGCUCUAAAACUCUUGAAAAUGGGACUCUAAAGCGCCACCUAGCGCGUUGUCUGUUGUGGUUGACACAUACAUGCAUGGAAAUGAACCAAAUUUGAGAGACUCUCCCACUGCUGCUAGGAUGAGUGUCUCUCAGGAGAGAGAGGAGGCUGCAGGUCCCAGUAAAACACCCAGACCAGAGUCUGCAGCACACAGCUGUGUGCAACAAAGCAGCAAAGCAACACACUCUGAUGGAGGCCCACAGACAAACAGACCUCCAUCUCCAGUGCCCAGCUGUGUGUCCAUGAAGAGUGAUGGGUCCAUUGGUCAUAUGCCCAACUUCAGCAGAGAACCAAACACACAGACACACAGACCUCCAUCUCCAGUGCCCAGCUGUGUGUCCAUGAAGAGUGAUGCAUCCAUGGGUUUUAUGCCCAACUUCAGCAGAGAACCAGUUCCAUCAGGUCUAGACCCACAGAUACACAGACCUCCAUCUCCAGUGCCCAGCUGUGUGUCCAUGAAGAGUGAUGGGUCCAUUGGUCAUAUGCCCAACUUCAGCGGUGAACCAAAGUUAAGGGCUGAACUGACCCAGGAUCUAGGACCCAGGAGACACCUGCACACUGGACAUACACCAGGCAGAAAGAGGGAACUAGAUGAGGACCUGAGGAGAGUUAUAAAGAAUCACAAAGCCAGUCUGAAGAGGAGGUUUGAGAACAUAUCUGAAGGCAUCAUCAAACCAGGAGCUGAGAUACUCCUCAAUAAGAUCUACACAGAGCUCUACAUCACAGGAGGAGAGAGUGAAGGGGUUAAUAAGGAACAUGAGGUUUGGCAGGUAGAGUCAGCUUCCAGAUCUCAAUCCACAGAAGACGUACCAAUCAACUGCAACGACAUCUUCAAGCCCUUACUUGGACAGGAGAAGCACAUCAGAACUGUCAUGACCAAAGGUGUUGCUGGUAUUGGAAAAACUGUCUCAGUGCAAAAGUUCAUUCUUGAUUGGACAGAUGGGGUAGCCAAUCAUGAUGUAGAUUUUAUGUUUCCCCUUUCUUUCCGUGAGCUUAAUUUAGUCAGGAGUAAUCAGUAUAGUCUUCACAGCCUCCUGCUUGACUUCCACCCUGAGCUGAAGGAGCUGAAUGAUGGUGAAGGAUAUAAAGACUGUCAUGUUGUGUUCAUCUUUGAUGGUUUGGAUGAGAGUCGGUUGACUCUGGACCUGGAGCAGAAAAGUGAGUUGUCUGAUGUGAAACAAAUAUCAUCAGUUGAUGUUAUGAUGACGAGCCUCAUUCAGGGAACUCUGCUUCCCUCUGCACUCAUCUGGAUAACCUCAAGACCAGCUGCAGCCAGUCAGAUUCCUGAUCAGUUCAUCGACCAGGUAACAGAAGUACGAGGAUUCAAUGACCCACAGAAGGAAGAAUACUUCAGGAAGAGAAUCAGAGAUCAGAGUCAGGCCAACAAAAUCAUCUCACACAUUCAGACAUCCAGGAGUCUCCAUAUUAUGUGCCACAUUCCAGUCUUUUGUUGGAUUGCAGCUACUGUACUUCAGCAGAUGCUGGAAAAGAAAAAUAUCAAAGACAUUCCCAAAACGCUGACUGAGAUGUUCAUACACUUCUUGCUCAUCCAAACCACAAGAAAGGAUCAGAAGUAUCAGAGUGGAUCUGAAAAAGAUACAAAGAAACUUUUGGAAUCUCAGAGGAACAUUUUACUGAAGCUGGCAGAACUGGCUUUCAAGAAUCUAGAGAAUGGCAACCUCAUGUUUUAUGAGGAAGACCUGAGAGAGUGUGGUAUUGAUGUCAGUGAAGCCUCAGUGUACUCUGGCAUGUGCACUGAGAUCUUCAAGACAGAAAAUGUGGAAUCUCAAAACAAGAAGGUCUACUGCUUUGUGCAUCUGAGUGUCCAGGAGUUUCUGGCAGCUGUGUUUGUGUUUCACUCAUUUUUAGCUAAGAACUUUGAGGCAUUGAAAUGCUUCCUCAGUGAAAAGGACAGAGAUGAACUCAAUCCAUCAUUUUUAUCUUCUCUUCAAUCAGCACUAGGAUUAAAAGAAAACUUACAUGUUUUACUAAAGAGGGCAGUUGAUAAGGCUUUGGAGAGCCAGAACGGACACCUGGAUCUCUUCCUUCGCUUCCUUAUGGGCAUUUCUGUGGAGAGAAAUCACAGACUUCUGCGAGGUCUACUGAACCACACACUUAACAGUUCUCAUAGUAUUGAGUCAAUAUGUGAGUACAUGAAGGAGCUCAACAGAGAAGGUCUCUCUCCUGAACGAUGCAUCAAUCUUUUCCACUGCUUAUUUGAAAUGAAUGAUGAUGCCAUGCACAGAGAAAUUCAGACAUACUUGUCAUCACCAAAGAACAUCACCCAGGAGCUUUCUCCUGCCCACUGUUCAGCACUGGCCCACAUGCUUCUGAUGUCUGAGGAUGUGCUGGAUGAGAUUGAGCUGAAGAAAUACAACACAUCAGAUGAGGGACGCAGGAGACUGCUCCCAGCUGUGAGGUGCUGCAGAAAGGCACGACUUGCUGGAUGCAAACUCUCAGAGAAGUCCUGUGGAAUUGUGGCUGCUGUUCUACAGUCACCAAACUCCCUGAUAGAGCUGGACCUGAGUCACAAUGACCUGGGAGAUUCUGGAGUCCAUCUUCUCUCUAAGGGACUGUCUAGUCCCCACUGCAAACUGCAGACCUUAAGAUUUGCUGACUGUAAACUCACUGAUAAGUCCUGUGAGAUUGUUACUUCAGUUCUACAAUCACCAAACUCACUGCUACAGCUGGACUUGAAUCACAAUGAUCUGGGGGAUUCUGGAGUUCAGCUUCUCUCUAAAGGACUGUCCAGUUUGAACUGCAAAAUACACACAUUAAGGCUCUCUGAUUGUCUCAUCACAGAGAAGGGUUGUGGUUUUCUGGCUUCAGCUCUGACUUCAAACCCCUCCCAUCUAAAAGAGCUGGAUCUGAGCUACAAUCAUCAUGGAGAAUCAGGACUGAAGCUGUUAUCUUCUAGACUGGAGGAUCCUGCCUGUAAACUGGAGAUACUUAAAACUGACCCUGCUUUACAACAUGCUUUAGACAGAGCACGACCACGUUUGCUGAGAUUUUCCUGUGAGUUCACACUGGACCCAAACACGGCACACAGAGAACUCCUUCUGUCUGAGGGGAACAGGAAGGUGACGUGGGUGAGAGAGGAGCAGCCGUAUCCUAAACACCCAGACAGAUUUACUGAUGACUAUCCCCAGGUGCUGAGCAGAGAGCCUCUGACUGGACGCUGCUACUGGGAGUGGGAGUGGAGUGGGACCUACAGUGUUGAAGUGGGAGUGGCCUAUAAAAGCAUCAGGAGGAGUGAAGACAUCAGAUGCUCUCCCAAGGCCUGGUGUCUGGAGUGUCAAAGUGACAAAUACACAGCCUGGCACAAUGGAAAUGCUACUGUCCUACCCGUCCCCCCCGCAGGCUCCAGGAGAGUAGGAGUGUAUGUGGAGCGUGAGGUCGGCACUCUGUCCUUCUACAGGGUCUCCUCUGAUACUCUCACACACCUGCACACCUUCACCACCACAUUCACUAGUAAGCCCCUACAUGCAGCGAUUUGUGUUUGGGCUGGCGCCUCAGUGUCUCUGAUCACAUGACCUAGACACACACACACACACACACACACACCCACACCCACACACAUAUAUAUAAACCUAUACUCACACACACACACAAGCACAUACACAUCUCUACCACCAUGUUAACUGAUGCCUCCCGUGGCCACACACACACACACACACACACACACACACACACACACACACACACACACACACACACACACACACACACACACACACACACACACACACACACACACACACACACACCUCCCUUGGACACACACACACACACACACACACACACACCUUCCGUGGCCACACACACACACCU